Emys orbicularis (European pond turtle) is the source of this 948-nucleotide messenger RNA. Its product is annotated as olfactory receptor 52E2-like. The record is from RefSeq and is a predicted model, not a curated record. Gene Ontology annotation, cellular component: plasma membrane. NCBI's taxonomy places the organism in Eukaryota, Metazoa, Chordata, Testudines, Emydidae. The transcript has a single exon. Bases 1 to 948 code for a protein of 315 amino acids. Gene Ontology annotation, biological process: G protein-coupled receptor signaling pathway. Gene Ontology annotation, molecular function: olfactory receptor activity; G protein-coupled receptor activity.
AUGUCAGAAUACAACACAACCGACUUCACCAGCCCCUCCACCUUCAUCCUGCUGGGCAUUCCUGGCCUGGAGGCAGCCCACGUCUGGAUCUCCAUCCCCUUCUGCACCAUGUACACCAUAGCCAUCUUUGGGAACUUCAUUAUUCUGUUCAUUGUAAAGAGGGAGCUGAGCCUCCAUGGGCCCAUGUACUAUUUCCUCUGCAUGCUGGCUGUCACCGACUUGGUUCUGUCCACGUCCAUCCUGCCCAAAACGCUGAGCAUCUUCUGGUUCAAUUCCAGGGAGAUCGAUUUCCGUGCCUGCCUCACCCAGAUGUACUUCAUUCACUCUUUCUUAGUGAUGGAGUCUGGGAUCCUCGUGGCCAUGGCUUUGGAUCGUUACGUGGCCAUCUGCAAUCCUCUGAGAUAUUCCACCACUCUGACAAACAUUGUGGUGGUCAAGAUUGGCCUGGCUGUGGUGUUGCGUGGCAGCACAAUAGUUCUGCCCUAUCUCCUUCUGGCUAGGCAGUGGCCAUAUUGCAGAACCAACAUCAUCCCCCACACGCACUGUGAACACAUGGCCGUGGUGAAGCUGGCCUGCGCCGACAUCCGCAUCAAUAGUUACUACGGCCUUUUUGUUGUAUUCUCUGUGAUCUGUGUGGAUGUGUUUCUUAUCGCCAUGUCCUAUACUCAGAUCCUCAGGGCCAUCUUCAGCCUCCCCACAAAGGAUGCUCGGCUCAAGACUUUUGGGACCUGCAGCUCCCAUCUCUGUGUCAUCUUAGCCUUUUAUAGCUCAGCUCUCUUCUCCUCUCUCAUGCACCGGUUUGGCCACAAUGUUUCCCUGCAUUUCCACGUGCUGAUUUCCAACGUGUACCUCCUGGUGCCCCCCAUGGUAAACCCCAUCAUCUAUGGGGUGAGGACCAAACAGAUCAGGAGCAGGGUGCUCCGGAUCUUUGCUCAUAAAGGGACCUAA